AUGAACGCUCAGUUAUCUUUUGUCGGGAACCUCCGAACCAGAAAGAUGAAGGUGUACCAGAGUCUCUUAGCUGCUGCCUUGUUGCUGUCGAGGAUUGAAGCUUCAUACACGAUAGACAAAGAGCAGGAAAAGACGGGUAAUGACGACAUCACGGCGCUGAAUUUACGAGUCCACUUUCCUACAAUGGAAGAAAGAGGCAUCAAUCUGAACAUCAUUGAGAAAAUCAAUGCACAGUGGAAAGACUUGAUGACUUUUUAUGAAUUAAAAAGUGACAGGACGACGAUGACCCUACAUAACAUCCGAUCGGAGAUUGAGACGAAAAAAAAACAAGCGCAGAUAGCUCUUGACAAGUUUCUGACGAUAAAAGCGCGGAGUAUUCUUGAGAAAGAGUCGCUCAAUACCAAUCCAGCUAAAAAUCAGCUGGAACAACAUAGCGAAAAUUCUCAGCAUGCUCACGCUCCUAUCGCACCCACGACGCAAAACAUGCUGGAAAUUGACAAAAACCUGAAAGCGGAAAUUUUCCGCAUCGCUCACUCAAAUCUUCGACUGAAUUUUCAUGAUCAACAGAUAGAAUUGCUAAAUGAUCUUAGGAAUGGGUGGAAUAAUAUCCAACCUUUCAAAGCGCUAAAGAAGUAUAUGACUGACCUCAACAAGCUCGAAACCAACAGGGAUAAUCUCUAUCGCUCUUAUUUUCCGGAAAUGAAAAAUCAGCCUGAGGAGCCAGGAGAAAAAGUCAACCCCUUGGCAAAACAGGAUGUUUCUCGCUCUCCCCAACACGAAUAA
This is a messenger RNA of Plasmopara halstedii, 783 nucleotides long. RefSeq lists its product as uncharacterized. Bases 1 to 783 code for a protein of 260 amino acids. The record is from RefSeq and is a predicted model, not a curated record. Lineage: Eukaryota; Oomycota; Peronosporomycetes; Peronosporales; Peronosporaceae. The transcript has a single exon.